AUGGCGGAUCAAGCCGACGUCGACUUGGAUUCUAUCAUCGACAGACUGUUAGAGGUCCGUGGUAGCCGCCCCGGAAAGCAGGUUCAACUGCUCGAGGCCGAAAUUCGCUACUUGUGCACAAAGGCCAGGGAGAUUUUUAUCUCACAGCCCAUUCUCCUUGAACUAGAGGCACCCAUUAAGAUCUGUGGAGAUAUCCACGGCCAAUACUACGACCUUCUAAGAUUGUUCGAGUAUGGUGGCUUCCCCCCCGAAGCCAAUUAUCUCUUCCUCGGUGAUUAUGUCGAUCGAGGCAAACAAUCUCUGGAAACUAUCUGCUUGCUUCUAGCAUACAAGAUUAAGUACCCCGAAAAUUUCUUCAUUUUGCGCGGUAACCACGAGUGUGCCUCAAUCAAUCGUAUCUACGGAUUCUACGACGAGUGCAAGCGGCGAUACAAUAUCAAGCUAUGGAAGACCUUCACCGACUGCUUUAACUGCCUUCCCAUCGCUGCCAUCAUCGACGAGAAGAUUUUCACCAUGCAUGGAGGAUUGUCUCCGGAUCUUAACUCCAUGGAACAAAUUCGCAGGGUUAUGAGACCUACUGAUAUUCCCGACUGCGGCCUCCUUUGCGAUCUCUUAUGGUCAGAUCCCGAUAAGGAUAUAACCGGCUGGAGCGAGAACGACCGUGGUGUUUCAUUCACCUUUGGUCCCGAUGUUGUGUCCCGAUUCCUUCAGAAACAUGACAUGGAUUUGAUCUGUCGUGCGCAUCAAGUCGUCGAAGACGGCUACGAGUUCUUCUCCAAGAGACAACUCGUCACAUUGUUUUCAGCGCCCAAUUACUGUGGCGAGUUCGAUAACGCUGGAGCUAUGAUGAGUGUCGACGAAAGCUUGCUUUGCUCCUUCCAGAUCUUGAAACCCGCCGAGAAGAAGCAGAAGUACGUAUAUGGUGGCAUGGGUGCGGGCAGACCGGUUACUCCCCCCAGGAAGCAGAAGAAGAAGUGA
Morchella importuna is the source of this 978-nucleotide messenger RNA. RefSeq lists its product as uncharacterized. The record is from RefSeq and is a predicted model, not a curated record. The coding region runs from base 1 to 978 and encodes 325 amino acids. The transcript has 4 exons. Gene Ontology annotation, molecular function: protein serine/threonine phosphatase activity. NCBI's taxonomy places the organism in Eukaryota, Fungi, Ascomycota, Pezizomycetes, Pezizales, Morchellaceae. Gene Ontology annotation, cellular component: nucleus; cytoplasm.